ACGACAAAUCAAUUUUGAAAACGAAGGGCCGAAUGGGACAGAGUAUUUUAGACUUUACUACUCCUAUAAUAAUUCAGCACUGGGCAACAUUUGGUCGGAGUAAUGAAUUUCCAUUUUCCUAAAUGGUUCUUUCUCUUCAGGUUGCCGGCUGCCACCAUCCUAUUUUGAUGUGAAUUGGAAUUCAUUCAUAUCCAGGUAUUUGAACAUGCAAUUCUUUCUUCAGUACUGGGCAUGCAUUGUAUGAUGUUUUUCCAGUACCAUUAUCUUGACUUCUCUCUGGUCUUUUCUUCCAUUCUGCAGGAAAAGAGACUGGCUUGAAAGUUGAAAGUCAAUCAUGUCUUCUUCUCCAUGGCUCACAUCUCUGGACUGUGCUGCUCCCGUCUUCCAAUCUUCAGACAGUUCAUCUUUCAUCUCAACUGUUAUCAAUUGGUUAAAAUUCAUUUUUCUGUCACCAUGCUCCCAGAGGGUUCUGUCUUCCUCGAUUGAUCUGCUCUUCAUAUCAGGGGUAGUAGUUCUAGCAAUCCAAAAGCUAGGCCAUAAGCUGACCCGCGGAGCUACUUCCAACUCCUCUAUUAAUAAACCUUUUCUUGAACCAGAUAGGGCUCAUUUCAGAGUCAACCACUGGUUCUAUGUAUCUUUGACUGUGACAGGUCUCUUAGUCUUAGGUUAUACUGCCCUUUUCUCAUUCACAGUGUCCAAGGGUAUCCAUUCAUCAUGGGAUUUGAUAGAGACCGUGUUCACAUCAUUACAUGUUGUGGCUCACCUCCUUGUUCUUGUUCUGGUUGUACACUUGAAGAAAUUAGGAGUUGUUUAUCACCCUGUGUCCCUUCGAGCCUACUGGGCUGCAAAUUUCAUAGUUAUAUGUUUGUUUUCUGCUGUUUCUGUUAUUCGCAUGGUGUCUGAUGUUGGUAUAGAGGAUCCUAGACUGAGAGUGGAUGAUUUGUCCUUCUUGGCUAGCUUCCCUUUGUAUGUUUAUCUCUUGGUUGUCUCAAUUAGGGGAUGUACUGGAAUAAAUGUGGCCGGGGAAAAGGCUGAUGUUAUUGUGGGGGAUCCUAAUGUGAGUGGUUAUGCCACGGCGUCGUUGCUGUCGAGAGCUUCCUGGAAUUGGAUGAAUCCAUUACUGGGAAAGGGAUACCAAUCCCCUUUAACAAUGAAAGAUGUUCCUUCUCUUCCACCUGAAUUUCGUGCAGAAAGAAUGGGAGAACUCUUUGAGAGGAACUGGCCAAAGGAAGGAGAGAACAUGAACCACCCUGUGCUGAAAGCGCUAAUCCGUUGCUUCUGGAAGCAGAUUGCUUUCACUGGUUUUCUUGCUGUUAUACGGUUGGCUGUCAUGUAUGUUGGCCCUAUGCUAAUUAACAGUUUUAUCAGUUUUAGCUCCGGGGAUAGAAGCAACCCCUCUGAGGGGUACCUUCUAGUGCUGACCCUCCUGAUUGCAAAAGUGGUUGAAGUAUUGAGUUCACAUCAUUUUAACUUCCAUUCUGCAAAACUUGGGAUGCUGAUCAGAUCCUCCCUCAUCACUAACCUGUUCAAGAAAGGGCUCAGGAUGUCUUGCUCCUCCAGACAGGCACAUGGUGUGGGACAGAUUGUGAACUAUAUGGGAGUUGACUCCCAGCUGCUCGCGGACAUGAUGCCACAGCUACAUGCCUUAUGGAUGAUGCCAAUCCAACUGGUGGCCGCCUUGUUCCUCCUAUAUCUCUAUAUAGGUGUUCCAGUCCUCGCAUCACUGUUCACAAUCCUUGUGGUGAUUAUCUUCACUUUGGUUAUUUCGCGUAUGAGCAAUGUGUUUCAGUUCGAACUGAUGGAGAUCCGCGAUAAGAGAAUGAAAGCUAUAAAUGAGCUGCUGAACAACAUGCGUGUCAUCAAGUUUCAAGCGUGGGAAGAGCACUUCAGGAAGAAAAUAGAAUCUCUUCGUGGAGUGGAGUUCGGCUGGCUUAGUAAAGUCAUGUAUUUGCUUUUUCUCAACUUUUCUGUACUAUGGAGUAUUCCAAAUUUCAUUUCACUUCUUACUUUUGCCGUAGCAAUUUGGAUGAAAGUCCCUCUUGAUGCCGGGACAGCGUUCACGACAAUAACUGUCUUGAAAAUCUUACAAGAACCUAUCCGGACCUUUCCUCAAUGUUUAGUCUACCUUUCUCAAUUCAUUACGUCUCUGAAGAGACUGGAUGACUAUCUGACAAGCCAUGAACUGGACUCUAAGUCAGUGGAAAGAGAUGAGGGUUGUAAUGGUGCCAUUGCAGUUGAGGUCAAAGGAGGGCACUUUUCGUGGGAUGAUGAAGGAAAGCACAAUGCCCUGAAAGACAUAAACUUUGAAGUCAGAAAGGGAGAACUUGUUGCGAUUGUUGGGACUGUUGGAUCAGGAAAGUCUUCCUUGUUAGCUUCAGUUCUUGGUGAACUUCAAAAAUCUUCCGGAAAGGUCAGAGUUUGUGGAACUACGUCUUAUGUGGCCCAAACAGCAUGGAUUCAGAAUGCGACUAUUCAAGAAAACAUAUUGUUUGGCUCGCCAAUGGACAUGGACAGAUACAAACAUGUGAUAAGAGUUUGCUCCUUGGAGAAAGAUAUGGAAAUUAUGGAACAUGGUGACCAAACUGAGAUAGGAGAACGCGGAAUCAACCUCAGUGGUGGUCAGAAGCAAAGGAUACAAUUAGCAAGAGCAGUGUAUCAGGAUAGUGAUAUUUAUUUCCUUGAUGACAUAUUUAGUGCUGUUGAUGCUCAAACUGGAUCUGAGAUAUUUAAGGAAUGUGUGAAGGGCAUUCUAAGAAAUAAAACAAUUUUACUCGUAACUCACCAAGUUGAUUUCCUGCACAAUGCUGAUCUUAUACUGUUGAUGCGAGAUGGGAAGAUCGUUCAAUCUGGAAAAUACGGGGAGCUUCUUGAAUCUGGUUUGGAUUUCGGAGCUCUUGUUGCUGCACAUGAGAACUCCAUGGGGCUCGUGGAAAUGAGCAUGAAUGUUUCUCACAACUCCCCACAAACUCCUCAAAAUUAUGAAGACCAAAUGGAGACCAAAGGUUCUUUCCACGCAUCUGAGUCUAAAGGUAACAUCAAGCUCAUUGAAGAUGAGCAGAGAGAAACUGGCCAUGUCAGCUUUGAUGUCUACCGGCAGUACUGCACGGAGGCAUAUGGAUGGUGGGGAGCAGGAGGAGUAGUAAUAGCCUCAUUUCUGUGGCAAUUAUCCCUCAGUUCAAGUGAUUAUUGGCUUGCAUAUGAGACCUCUUCUAGUCAUGCUUUUACACCAUCUCUUUUCAUUAAUGUUUACGCAAUCAUAGCAGCAAUUUCUUUUGCGCUUGUGGCGGUCCGAUCAUUUGCAACCGCAAUUUUGGGUUUGAAUACAGCUCAAAGAUUUUUCACUCAGAUUGUUAACAGCAUAUCCCAUGCUCCAAUGUCCUUCUUUGACACAACUCCUUCUGGAAGAAUAUUAAGUCGUAUGUCAACUGAUCAAGCCAAUGUCGAUUUCCUAAUACCAUUGUUUAUGAGUAUUGCACUGGCAAUGUAUUUCACUAUAUUUAGCAUAUUGGUUAUUAUGUGCCAGAAUGCUUGGCCUACAAUAUUCCUCCUGGUCCCUCUCAUCUGGCUCAAUAUCUGGUACCGGAAUUACUACAUUGCAUCAUCACGUGAAUUAACCCGACUUGAUUCAAUCACUAAAGCGCCUAUUCUCCAUUUCUUUUCGGAGACUGUUUCUGGGGUUAUGACCAUACGUUGUUUGGGGAAAGAAGAUGAAUUCUUCCAGAAAAAUGUUGACAGGGUGAAUGCAAAUUUGCGGAUGGAUUUCCAUAACAAUGGAUCAAAUGAGUGGCUAGGCUUCCGUUUGGAGUUGAUUGGAAGUGUCCUGCUCUGCAUUUCUACCCUUUUCAUGGUGAUGCUGCCAAGCACUCUUAUUGGAUCAGAAUAUGUGGGAUUGGCUCUAUCGUAUGGUCUGUCUCUGAAUGGUGUUCUCUUCUGGGGUGUCUAUAUGACCUGUUUCAUGGAGAACAAAAUGGUUUCAGUGGAAAGGAUAAAGCAGUUCAUAAAGAUCCCAUCAGAAGCUAAAUGGAGGAUUGCAGGUUGUCUUCCGUCCCCAGAUUGGCCUACUCAUGGGGAAAUAGAGAUAAAGGACUUGAAAGUCAGGUAUCGGGAUAACACACCUCUAGUUCUCAAGGGAAUAUCCUUCAGCGUCCACCGAGGAGAAAAGAUUGGUAUAGUUGGAAGAACUGGAAGUGGGAAGUCAACAUUGAUUCAAGUUUUCUUUAGGCUGGUGGAACCUUCUGGAGGGAGAAUAGUCAUAGAUGGAAUUGAUAUAUGCACACUUGGCCUUCAUGAUCUCAGGUCUCGCUUUGGAAUCAUCCCUCAGGAGCCUGUUCUCUUUGAAGGGACUGUCAGGAGCAACAUUGAUCCUCUCGGGUUAUACUCUGAUGAUAAGAUAUGGAAGUGUCUCGAGCGUUGCCAAUUAAAGGAUGUAGUGGCUGAAAAGCUUGGGCAACUAGAUGCUGCAGUGGCUGACUCGGGGGAUAAUUGGAGUGUGGGGCAAAGGCAGCUCCUAUGCUUGGGGAGAGUGAUGCUAAAGAACAGCAGAAUUCUCUUCAUGGAUGAAGCAACAGCUUCAGUUGACUCACAAACCGACGCUGUCAUCCAGAGAGUAAUUCGAGAAGACUUCUUGGACUGUACCAUUAUCACCAUUGCUCACAGAAUUCCUACAGUUAUAGACUGCGAUAGGGUGUUAGUCAUAGACGAUGGGUGGGCAAAGGAGUAUGAUGCACCAACUAAGCUGAUGGAGAGACCAUCACUGUUUGGGGCUUUGGUUCAAGAGUACUCCCAGAGAUCAUCAGGGUUAUAGGAACCUUUUAUGCUGCUCUACGCAUACAUGUGCAAUUGGCCUUUCUGCAAGAUCAUUCAUGAACCAUUUUGAGAUUAAAUUUGAGAUUAUUAUUAUUGCUUCUAUAAUGUACAUAGAGAAAAUGUAUCGAAAACUAUUUACAGACAAUAAGGUGAUCAGAUUCCACUAUAAACUUAAAUAUCAAGAUUUUAUGCUUCAGUGUAUGUGUAUCAAACUAUUAAGAGUUAGUCAAGAUGAAACUUUUCCGGGUAUAAAUAUCGUCAUUACUUAAAUCC
Cuscuta epithymum is the source of this 5079-nucleotide messenger RNA. NCBI's taxonomy places the organism in Eukaryota, Viridiplantae, Streptophyta, Magnoliopsida, Solanales, Convolvulaceae. The record is from the annotation of a GenBank genome assembly.